Messenger RNA from Podospora bellae-mahoneyi, 615 nucleotides. It is a transcript of the gene COX9, whose product is annotated as Cytochrome c oxidase subunit 7A. Gene Ontology annotation, molecular function: cytochrome-c oxidase activity. Gene Ontology annotation, biological process: mitochondrial electron transport, cytochrome c to oxygen. The record is from RefSeq and is a predicted model, not a curated record. Lineage: Eukaryota; Fungi; Ascomycota; Sordariomycetes; Sordariales; Podosporaceae. The coding region runs from base 409 to 615 and encodes 68 amino acids. The transcript is spliced from 4 exons.
CCCCGGCAGUCCGCCCCAAGCUCCCAGCUCCCAAAGCUAUGACCACCUAUCCUGCCCCACACCUGCCCGCCCGCUCCACCACCAAAAAAUGACAACAUGAUUACCUAACCCUUUCCCCCCCGCUCCCCUCCUCACAAGAUCACGUGCCCAACCCUCUGCCAAGUCUUGUGUUUUUUGCCGAGCGCGAGCGGGUUCGGGCGGACAGAGGAGAGGAGGAAAACGGGAAAAUCAGGUCAUCAAUCAUCAUCAACCACCGAAACCGACCGAACCGAAGCUUACCUGCCUCUGCGGGCAACAACAACAACACAACCACAACCACAACCAAACUCUCUCCAAGCGAGAGAAAAACAAACCCGAAAACGGCGUAUCUGAACGCUCGGCGAAAAAACAACAACAACAACAAUAACAAUGGCCUCUGCUGCUGUCGCUCCGGCUUUUAAGCCUAUCACUGGGAUGCUCCGCCGGGGUUUGAUCCUUGAUUUGAGCAUUGGGCUUGGUCUCGGAUUUGUGUUUGGCAAUGCCUUUUGGUACGGCUACCACAUGCCUCGGGUCAACGCUCGUGAUGCGUACUACCGCAAGCUGGAGGAGGCUCGCGCUGCUAGACAGGGCAACUAA